Messenger RNA from Erythranthe guttata (spotted monkey flower), 1561 nucleotides. It is a transcript of the gene MES11, whose product is annotated as methyl esterase 11. Gene Ontology annotation, biological process: salicylic acid metabolic process; jasmonic acid metabolic process. The record is from RefSeq and is a predicted model, not a curated record. Lineage: Eukaryota; Viridiplantae; Streptophyta; Magnoliopsida; Lamiales; Phrymaceae. Gene Ontology annotation, molecular function: methyl salicylate esterase activity; methyl jasmonate esterase activity; methyl indole-3-acetate esterase activity.
CCACCCUCGCACUUUUUAUGUGAGUGGGGCUUUUCUCUGUUUCGUGCUCAUCAUCCCCAUUCGGUAAAGUAGCCACUGUAUCUAACCGAUAGAUACACGCACAUAUACGUAUACUUGCAUGCGAUGAUUGAGUAGCAGGAGUAGGAAGCAAUCGAUUAUUGUUGUUGUUGCCGAUCGAGCGAUGGGGCUGUGUUUCUCUCGUGAAGACAGAUCACCGCCCAAGAGAAGAGCGUCUAGGCGAAUUACGAACCACUCGGCGGCGGCGGCGGCGGAUGGAGGCGUCGGGAGCAACCGGUGGUCGAGGAUUCGGUCGUCGAGGAAGGAGGAGAACCUAAUUCACGAACGAGCGCUGGCGGCGGCGAUUCUCUUCCAGCAGCAGAUGCAGAACGGCGGCGGAACGGCGCCGUUUGAUAGGUCGACGUCGUUGAGGUAUUCGAAUGGAAACUCGAAGAGGAGCCAGGCUUUGCCUCGGAGCUCGAGCUCCAGAGCGCGGUCGCUCACCGAUCCUCUGCUUCAACCUCACCAGCUCGUUAAUCAGGAUAUCAAACUUGAUAAUCUAGAGACCACCCAUUUUGUACUUGUUCACGGUGGUGGUUUUGGUGCUUGGUGCUGGUAUAAAACUAUUGCACUAUUGGAAGAAGCUGGAUACAAAGUUACAGCGGUGGAUUUGACCGGUUCUGGGAUUCAUUCUUUUGACACAAACAGUAUCACAAGUCUUUCCCAAUAUGUGAAGCCACUGACUGAUUUUAUGGAAAAACUCACUGAUGGAGAGAAGGUAAUUUUAGUAGGACACGAUUUCGGAGGGGCAUGUAUAUCGUAUGCUAUGGAGCUGUUUCCCUCUAAAGUUUCAAAAGCUAUUUUUCUUGCUGCAGCAAUGUUGACGAGUGGGCAAAGCACCCUUGACAUGUUCUCUGAAAAGGUGGAAUCAAAUGACUUGAUGCGGCAGGCUCAGAUUUUUCUUUAUGCCAAUGGGAACACCCAGUCUCCAACUGCCAUCGAUUUCAACAAAUCUCUCUUGAGGGACUUGCUAUUCAACCAGAGUCCAGCCAAGGAUAUUGCAUUGGCAUCAGUAUCGAUGAGACCUAUACCCUUUUCUCCGGUUUUAGAGAAGCUCUCUUUGUCCGAAACAAACCACGGAUCUGUGAGAAGGUUCUAUAUCGAAGCUCUGGAAGACAAUGCUAUACCAAUUGCUGUGCAGGAAAUCAUGAUAGGCAAAAGUCCCCCAGAGAAGGUAUUCCUUCUCAAAGGUGCUGAUCACUCACCGUUUUUCUCCAAGCCUCAAGCCCUGCAUAAACUUUUUGUCGAAAUAUCGAGGAUCGAGUAAACAGUCCUAUUUACAUUCACUGAAAAAUUGCCGUAGACAUUUUUAGCAUCCCGAGUUUUAACUUGCACUGGAGAAUGCAGGUGCAGGCCAUUUGAUAUUUAUUUAAGGCUGACAUAAAGUGAAGGUUUUUAUAUUUAUCGCUAUUAGACGUUCAGUGUUGAUAUAAAUAGCUGUGAUGAAUCAACAUUACUGAAUUUUACCAGUAUAUUAAGGUGCAUAUUUUUUUUCUUCUUUUCC